This is a messenger RNA of Gopherus flavomarginatus (Mexican gopher tortoise), 3019 nucleotides long. RefSeq names its product protocadherin gamma-A4-like. Gene Ontology annotation, molecular function: calcium ion binding. NCBI's taxonomy places the organism in Eukaryota, Metazoa, Chordata, Testudines, Testudinidae. Gene Ontology annotation, biological process: homophilic cell-cell adhesion. The coding region runs from base 174 to 2921 and encodes 915 amino acids. The transcript has 2 exons. The record is from RefSeq and is a predicted model, not a curated record. Gene Ontology annotation, cellular component: plasma membrane.
CAGAUCUGCACUGAUUGCGGUUGGGUGGAAAAGAGGAAGAUAGGUGAGUGCUUCUAGUUCUUCGCUGAUUUGGACUGAUUUGAACUUUAUAGUUGUAGCUUCCGAACCAUCUCUAUAUAUCUGGGGAAAUAUAUAUAAUCAAUAGGAUCGGAAAAUAUCCCGGUGCUUUGGAAAUGGCGGAUAAAGAAAGGAGCUGGGAUUGCAAACUAAGACUUCCGCUUUUCUUGAUAAUUGUGACAGUCUGGGGUACAAUUUCUGAACAGAUUCGUUAUUCAAUUCCUGAAGAAAUGCAGAAAGGCUCUUUUGUGGGGGAUACAGCAAAGGAUCUGGGACUGGAUAUAAAGGAGCUCUCAGACCGCGGAGUCAGGAUAAUUUCCAGAGGUAUGAAGCAAUAUUUUGCUCUCAGUUUGAACAGUGGACAUUUAUAUAUUAGCGAAAGAAUAGACAGAGAAGAGAUCUGUGGCCGGCUAGAGAAUUGUUUAUUAAAUUUUGAGAUUUUUGUUCUGGAUAAAGUGAAGCUUUUUGCGGUUGAAGUCGAAAUAACGGAUAUUAAUGAUAAUGCGCCGAGUUUCCCAGUGGAGGAAGUGGAGUUAAAAAUAACUGAAACCACGGGAAAGGGGGAGCAUUUUCUUUUGCCGGAGGCUUGGGAUCCAGAUAAGGGACUCAAUUCCCUCCAAAGCUACCAAAUUAGUAAAAGUAAACACUUCUCUCUGGAUGUGCAAACGGGAGUUGAUGGUGGCAAGUACGCAGAGCUGGUUCUUGAAAAAUUAUUGGACAGGGAAGAAGAAAAAAUUCACCAGUUAAUCCUUACAGCUGCAGACGGCGGAGAUCCAGUCAAAUCUGGCACUGUGAAAAUCAGAAUUAUUGUUAUGGAUGUAAAUGACAAUGCACCAGUUUUCAGCCAAUCUGUCUAUAAAGUGGAUAUUAUGGAAAAUGUCCCUGUCGGUUUCUUGGUGCUUACAGUAAACGCCACUGACCAAGAUGAAGGAAUUAAUUCAGAGGUAACAUACUCAUUUAGAAAAAUAGAAGACAAAGCUGCCCAUAUAUUCCAGUUGGAUUCUGGGACGGGAGACAUAUCAGUUGUAGGGAAUCUGGACUUCGAGGACUCUGAAAUACAUGAAAUGGAAGUACAAGCUCAGGACGGGAGUGGAUUAUCGUCUCGAGCCAAAAUCUUGUUAAGAGUCAUUGAUGCAAAUGAUAAUGCCCCACAGAUUACUGUAACAUCUCUUCGCAGAGGAAUCAUUGAAGACUCCCUUCCUGAAACUGUAAUCGCUCUUAUAAAUGUACAAGACCGAGAUUCCGGAGUCAAUGGUGAGAUCACGUGCACUAUCCCAGAUAAUCUCCCAUUUCGAUUACAGAAGUCAUUUGAUAAUUAUUACAGUUUGGAGACUACCAGAGCCCCGGAUAGGGAGCAGAUCUCAGAUUACAAUAUAACUAUCACAGCCACGGAUCAAGGCACUCCUCCCAUCGCUACAACCACCUUCCUCCUACUGAAGAUAUUAGACAAAAACGACAACCCGCCCAUUUUCAGCCAAACAACCUACGCCUCUUACAUGCUGGAAAAUAAUCCAAAAGGUGCUUCCAUAAUCGUGGUAAAGGCAAAUGACCUCGACCUGGGUGAGAACGCGAAAAUCACUUACUCUGUUACUGAAGGUCAGAUCCAGGAAGCUCCGCUCUCCUCGUACAUCUCCAUUAACUCCGAGACUGGGGCUCUCUACGCUCUGCGCUCCUUCGAUUACGAACAGUUCCGGGAGAUUCGAUUCCAAGUGCAGGCUCAGGAUGGGGGUUCCCCACCUCUCAGCAGUAAUGUCUCCGUCACUCUCUUUCUACUGGAUGAGAAUGACAACAGCCCGCACAUCUUACACCCCUCCUUUCCCACCGAUGGCUCCACGGGAGUGGAGUUGGCCCCUCGCUCCUCCGAGCCGGGUUACCUGGUCACUAAGGUGGUGGCGGUGGAUGCAGACUCCGGGCAGAACGCCUGGCUCUCCUACCAGCUGCUGAAAGCUACAGAGCCGGGGCUCUUCUCUGUGGGACUCCACAGCGGCGAGAUCAGGACGGCGCGCUACUUUCUCGACAGAGAUGCGCUCAAGCAAAGUCUGGUGGUUUUAGUGAAGGACAACGGGCAGCCCCCUCUCUCUGCCACGGCCACUGUCACGGUGGUGGUGGCUGACAGCAUCCCCGAAAUCCUCUCCGAUUUAAGCAGCCUCUCAGCUCCUGUAGACCCCCAGUCCAGCCUCACCUUGUAUUUGGUGAUCGCUGUGGCUUCCGUUUCCUGCUUGUUCUUUACCUUUCUCAUAGUGUUAGUGGCCCUGAGGCUCCGCCGGUGGAGAAACUCGCAGCUGUUUGACUCCUCGAGUGUGACUUUCAGUGGAGUUCCCGUCUCGCAGUUUGUGGGGCUCGAUGGAGUCAGAGCUUUUCUUCACUCCUACUCACGUGAGGUUUCUCUAACCACAGACUCCAGAAAAAGUCAGUGGAAAUUUCCUAGUGGAAGUUGUUCAAAUACUCUGAUAGAUCAGCAUCCUUCUGAGAAAUCAGGGCCUGUUUUAAUUGCAGAUGAUUCAAAUAUUAAUAAAGAAGGUCAAGUCAUCAGCCAGUUGCUGGGCAGAUUCACUAUUCGAUUCCUGAGGAAAUGCAGAAAGGCUUUCUCGUGGGGAACAUCGCAAAGGAUCUGUGGCUCGAUACAAAAAAAAUCUCAGACGGUGGAGUCCGAAUUAUUGCAGAAGGUAGGAGGAAAUAUUUUGCUCUCAAUUUGCAGAACGGCUAUUUAUAUCUUAGUGAAAAAGUGGAUAGAGAAGAAAUAUGUGGCCGGAUCUCAAAAUGUUUGUUACAAUUGGAGAUUUUUGUUCAGGAACAGGUUAAACUUUAUACAGUUGAAAUUGAAAUCACCGACAUUAAUGAUAACGCGCCAAGCUUCCAAGUAGAGGAAUUAGAGUUAAAGAUCAGUGAGGUCACAAGCACUGGGUCGCGCUUUCUUCUGCCAGACGCCCAGGACCCAGAUAUAGGAAGUAAUUCUAUUCAG